Molecule: messenger RNA, 840 nt
Organism: Cucurbita maxima (winter squash)
Lineage: Eukaryota; Viridiplantae; Streptophyta; Magnoliopsida; Cucurbitales; Cucurbitaceae
Exons: 5
Coding region: 1-840 (279 amino acids)
Source: RefSeq, a predicted model, not a curated record
AUGCACGACCUUGUGGAUGCCACCUCCGUCCUCGCCGAGACAUACGAUGACAUAUUUGAUAUCAAAUUCUCGCCGACAAUGUUCUCCAUAAUGGCCGCUACGACACCCUCCUCGCGUUGCAUUAUAGCACUCCAAUUAUCUCCUCAAUUCUUCAAUGCAUAUUUGUGCCACCAACUUCAUUACAAAUUCAUUUACAUCGAAAGCUUCUAUGAUUUCAUGCACAAUUUUGAACGCAAAGGUUUUUCUUCAUUAACCUUCACUUUUCCUGAACCAGAUCGUGUGGACUCCAAUGUGGCUCUUCGUGUCAUGUCCGAAGCUUGCAUCAAUGUUUAUUCAUGUACCAUUCCUUGGCGAUUUCUUGCUGCAACUGCGAUACUCAAAUUUUUUGAUGGCUCAAAUGGGCAUUUCGAGGAAGUUGAGUUACCAAUGUUUCCUUCGUCUAAGGUGAUGGAUGUUGGGGCAUUUGAUUUUGGAACAUUUGUGUCAAUUGACUCGCAAGAGUUCAUAAACAUUGUCACAUGUUUUAAUGAUUUUGAUUAUGUUCUUGUUACUUUAACCAAUUCACAAGUCAUAUUCUCUUAUGGAAAGACAAAGAUUAUUCUAACCCAAGAGAGAAGACAAUGCAUUAUUGGAGGUGUUGCAGCAAGUGUUGAAGUUGUUUUUGUAAUCAGUCUCCAACCAAUGACAAUUUUUUGUAAUUUGGCUCGUCGAUUACGAAGGGUGUGGCUAUUCAAGUCGAGUGAUUCAACGAGAGGGGUAAUCGCGGCCCCUUUAGGGUUGUAUGCUCGAUAUUUGGCCUAUUUUUCAGAUAGAAUCGAGACGACAUCGAAAGAUCUAUAG